GAGUAGCGCAGGGUAGCGAAUGCCGGAAGUGACGUUUACCUGGCGGAUGUGUCGUUUACAGUAGUUUCCCGCGGUUUGGAAGAAUCAGCGAAUCAAUUGCCACUAGCAAAGAAAUCACCAAACUAGCAGAGACCGACAGACAGGUGAUGGGUCUUGGGCCAAAUAGGGAUUUAAAACAAUAAUAACGACAAGAUCCGCUGCUUUACAUGAAUUCAGAACAGUGACGUUUAAGUGUUUACACACCGGGUAGAGAGAUAUUUAGUGCCAAACUCGAUAUGCCUCCUAAAAAACGUUGCAACGGCAUCCAGCUUAAUAAGGAAAUAAAGCAAACCAACAACAGAAGGGUGUCUCCAGUCAAGCAGGAGAAUCUGGAGUUCAGCGAAGAUAGACACAAAAACAAGGAUGCAGACUUUGUAACUCUGUGCAAGAAACUGAAGGUGACGGAUUUAGUGUGUGAUCGUGCCUGGUCAGUAUGGGAGAUGAUGCUGGCAUCGAUGGAUGACGUGCAGGAGACCAGCAAGCAGUACUGGGCAGCAUGUCUGUUUAUUGCUGCCACGGAUUUGGGGAUGCAGACCUUCACCAUCACGGAUGUCCUAAAGGCUGCUGAUCUCAGGCAGAAGCAGUUGUUUGACCUGUUAAAGCUGAUGGAUGUGAACAUGGACACCAUCAGCACCAAAGUCAAUACAGCCAUGAGUAGAUUGGAGAAGAAAUAUGACGUGUUGCAGGCGCUCUUCCAGAGGUUUGAGAGGACAUGUGAUAAGAUCUUCACUGACAUCUCCAAGGAAAAGGAUGGAGUUGAAAUCAAGGAGAUUGUGCGGAGCUGCUGGGUGCUGUUUCUGCUGGCUGUAGGAUCAGUGCUACAGAUGGAGGAUGACCUGGUCAUCUCCUUCCAGCUGCUUCUCUGUGUGCUGGCCUUCUACAUUAAACGCUGUCCUGCGGCAAUUCUUCAGCAACCCUACAAAAAUGCCAGUGGUGGGGCCGCCCAGAGCCCCCCAACUCGAACGUCGCGACGUAAUCAGGGUAGAGCCAAACCCCGACCUCCAGAUGUCGAUAACAUCCUGAUCGAGGUCCUUUGUAAAGAGAACGCCUGCAGCGGCGAUGAGGUGAAGGAUGUCAAUCUGAACAGCUUCACUGCCUUUCUUGAUUCUAUGGGACUCUCUGCUUCCAAAGAUCUUCCAAAGGAGCAUGAGCUUAGCAAGCAGUAUGAAGAACUCUACCUCAAAAAUAAGGACUUUGACGCCCGUCUCUUCUUGGACAAUGAUGAAACGCUUCAGAUGGUUAAGACAGAAGUAGCCCAGUUGGAAAAAACACCCAAAAAGAGCUCACCGGGGGAGCAGCCUGCUCUUAUUCCACCUCAGACCCCUGUCCGAGCCGCCAUGACCUCCAUCCAGCAGCUGAAGGUCAUUCUCUCCUCUGCCAGCAGCCAGCCCUCGGAUGUAUUGGAAUUGUUUUUUAAAAACUGCACAGUGAACCCGUCAGAGGAGAUCACCAAUCGAGUGAAGCAUCUGGGCCAGCUCUUCAGCCAGAAGUUUGCUCAGUCCAUGGGUCAGCGGUGCAUGGAAAUCGGAUCACAGAGAUUUACCCUUGGUGUCCGGCUGUAUUACAGAGUGAUGGAAUCAAUGCUAAAGUCGGAGGAAAAAAGGUUGUCUGUGCAGAAUUUCAGUAUACUUUUGAACAACUCUGCCUUUCACAUUUCACUCCUCGCUUGUGCCCUGGAGGUUGUCAUGGCAACAUAUGGUGGGAGCACCUUUAAGAACGGAUCUGCAUGCAGCGACGGAGACGGCGGCGGCACAGAAAGCGACCUCUCCUUCCCCUGGAUUCUGGAUGUUUUCCAGCUGUCUGCUUUUGAUUUCUACAAGGUGAUAGAAAGUUUUAUCAAGGCAGAGCCCAGUCUGAGCAGAGACAUGAUCAAGCAUUUGGAGCGAUGUGAGCAUUUGGUGAUGGAGAGGAUUGCAUGGAGAUCGGACUCUCCUCUGUUUGAACUCCUCCGUCGGUCACAAGAAGAGUGUUUGGUGGAGCAGGCCGAGCCAUCAGCCACGCUCAACCAGCCUCUGCAGCACAACCACACGGCUGCAGAUCUGUACUUGUCCCCAGUGAGGCCUAGCAGCCGCAUUGGGCCCCCAGAUUUCCACGCCAGUCCGUCUCUGCCAGCAUCCUGUCCGUCCGCCAGCCAGUCCAAGUCCAUCUCUCUUUCACUCUUCUACAGAAAAGUUUACCGCUUGGCGUACCUGAGACUGAAUACGCUCUGCUCGCGGUUGCUGAAGGACCAGGCUGACCUGGAGCCUGUCAUGUGGACACUGCUGCAGCAUACUCUUCAGUACGAGUAUGAGCUGAUGAAAGACAGACAUCUAGACCAGUUGAUGAUGUCGGCUAUGUAUGCCAUCUGCAAGGUCAAAAACAUUGAUUUGCGCUUUAAGACUAUUGUCACUGCAUACAAGAGCCUACCCAACACUAGCCAGGAGACGUUCAAGCGAGUGUUGAUUCGGGAAGGACAGUAUGACUCCAUAAUCGUCUUCUACAACUUGGUGUUCAUGCAGAAGCUGAAGACUAACAUUUUACAGUAUGCUUCUCCGCGGCCGCCCACCCUGUCUCCGAUCCCCCAAAUCCCCUGCAGCCCGUAUAAGUACCCGAACUCACCGCUGCGGGUCCCCGGCAGCAACAACGUCUACAUCUCUCCUCUGAAGAACAGGAUGUCUCCCAGCGUCAUGACUCCACGCAGCAAAAUCUUGGUAUCUAUCGGGGAAUCGUUUGGGACCUCAGAUAAGUUCCAGAAGAUUAACCAAAUGGUCAGCAGUAGUGACUGGUCUUUGAAGAGGAGUUUUGAGGAUGGUUCUGCACCCAAACAUCUCAAGAGGCUAAAAUUCGACACCGAUGGCCUGGAUGAGGCGGAUGGGAGCAAAUCUAGUGGAGAGUCCAAGCUGAUACAGAAGCUGGCAGAAAUGAAUUCCACUCGAACGCGGAUGCAGGAGCAGAAGCUGAGAGAGAGUGCACAGGCAGUCAAGAAGGAGGAAGCGUGAAUGUCGUUUGGGAACCAUGCUGUUUCUGUGGAAACAGGCAAUCUUUUUACAAUUUGUAAGUUUUUUUUUUUUUUUUUUUUUUUUUUUUUUUUUUUACUUGUUUGCUUUUUACAAAUAGAAUACCCUUUAUAAGAGGUGACUUAUUCAUCUUUCUGAAUUCUGAGAUAAAUUUGGUUUACUUUGUUUUUUCAGGCUUACUGAAUAGCAUUAAACUACAAUACAAAGCUUUAAAGAGAAAAAAACAGGAACGUUUUGCAAUGUAUCAAGCAAUAAAAAGCAUCAUAGCCAAGUAAAAAUGUUUAAAGGCCAUUACCGAAAUUUUCAUAGAAAAUUCUGUGAAUUACAUUUGUAACUUUUACUGCAUUUUAAAAGACAUUCAGGCCUGUGUGAAGGUGGGGGUCCCAGUGCCCCUCUAGCACCUUUUAUUGUUGAUUCUAUGAUUUUAAUACAAGGCACUUUAUACGGCAGUGCUAGAGAUCCGAAUGCAGCCCCAGGGCCAUGACGACGCCCCCCCCCACCAUGCAUUCAAUCAUUCAUUCAGUCUUUACUUUGUUUGUGAUUGUGUGCCCCCCCCCAGUGUUAAUAAUUAGUAAGGUUCCACAAAGGACACUGAAUGCUCAUUAUUAAAACCUUAGAUGUUUAUGUGAAGAGAAGUGGUCUCCUCUUGUGUGUGUGCGCUUAAUGACCGCUCUGGGAGGUAAAAUAAAAAAAUUAAUAAUUUGUC
Molecule: messenger RNA, 3741 nt
Organism: Paramormyrops kingsleyae
Lineage: Eukaryota; Metazoa; Chordata; Actinopteri; Osteoglossiformes; Mormyridae
Gene: rb1
Product: retinoblastoma 1
Biological process (GO): negative regulation of G1/S transition of mitotic cell cycle; regulation of transcription by RNA polymerase II; cell differentiation
Cellular component (GO): Rb-E2F complex; nucleus; chromatin
Molecular function (GO): RNA polymerase II transcription regulatory region sequence-specific DNA binding
Source: RefSeq, a predicted model, not a curated record